Messenger RNA from Tachysurus vachellii, 1632 nucleotides. Its product is annotated as claudin-4-like. The coding region runs from base 202 to 876 and encodes 224 amino acids. Gene Ontology annotation, cellular component: plasma membrane; bicellular tight junction. The transcript has a single exon. The record is from RefSeq and is a predicted model, not a curated record. Gene Ontology annotation, biological process: bicellular tight junction assembly; cell adhesion. Lineage: Eukaryota; Metazoa; Chordata; Actinopteri; Siluriformes; Bagridae. Gene Ontology annotation, molecular function: structural molecule activity.
UGUUGAUUUCACACAGUGACAUCGUUGUUUAUCCUGCGGGUGAAAGAAAAAAAGAGAAGAGCGACUGAAUGUUUUGAAACCAUGGAUAAAAAACAGCAGUGAAUUCUCUGUGGUCUCCACACCCACAGCUGGAAUGCAGAUCGCCGGGUUUGCUGCAGAACUGAGCUCACAAUUUCUUUGUGUUCAACACUGAAUCUAAUCAUGGAGAAGUGGCAGAAGGUUUUCGAGCAGGCCAGUGUCACGUUGGCUGUCUCUGGAUGGAUCUGUACCAUUUUAACCAGGACCCUGUCUGUGUGGCUUGUGACCGGAGCUGUCGAUAACACAACAGACACUCUGUCAUUGUACUGGGAUGGAAUAUGGUUGAACUGGCAGGAACCGAGGGUAGGAGAUUUGCAUUGCCACUUCUAUCAGUCUCUUUUGUCCCUGUCUGGGCGAUUUAACUCCUGGAAAAUAUCUCUUAAUGUUUUGAUUGGACUCGGAGUCAUUCCCAUAGUGCUGUACAUAGUGGCCUUGACCGUGUUCGCUCAGAACGUGCGAUUCAAGGCAGCAGCUGGGUUUGUUUUUGUUUUAUCCGGGCUGUUGAUGCUGGUGAUUAUGAGCUGGAUCACUCAUGCAACAAACAGUGAUUUGGACACAUCUAUUCCUUUGAAAAGGGAAUGGGGGGCAUCUUUAUAUUCUGGCUGGAUCGGUAUGGUGUUGUAUCUGAUUGGAGGAGGAGUGCUGAGUACUUGGUGGUUUAAAUCAGCUCCAGAGCCACAGGAGCAAAUAAGAACAACACAAGGAGCUGCAAUGCCAGAACUGGAGGAUCCUCUCUUUGCUAGGCACCACGCUGCAUUUAUUCCGAGUCCUUACAGACAAACCACAAGGCCUAUUUAAAAAGACAGAGCUUGAACUCUCGUCUAAACUCACGAUACUGUAAAACCUGCUCUGCACUACUGAGGUCAUUUUGUACAUUUGAGACUUUUCACAACAACCAAUUGAGAGCACUUUAAGUCUCAAACUAUUAAGCCUUAUAUUUCAUUAUUCACAGUAACAGUGUUCUGUGACAUCUGUUCAAACUGCAGUUCCCAAAUAUACAAUUUGACAUUGUUAAUUUUAUAAUUUAUUGCUGUAAUACGGCCUCAUCGACGCAGGCUUCGGAGUAGGGAACAUGCAAAAUAAUUUAACUUCAUUUUUAUUAGCACUUUCUUGUACAUUGUUAUCCUGCUUUUGGAUAAAGUUUGUUGUAAGUCAGGUAUUUGGCACAAAUUUGAGAAGAUUAUACUGGGUGCAGGGAAAGAGCAGGUUGUCAAUACCUCUGGUGAUGAAUUUUGCACAUCCUUUGAAAUAUAAACUAAGCUAUGUUCCAAAUGGGGGGCGGAGCUACUUUCUUGGCCAUAAAAUUAUAAAAAUGAAAAAAUUUGCAGUAGAAUUUUUUUUAAUUCUGUAGGAUAUUGAGUGUGAUACAAAUAAUACAAGCAAAUUUAAAUAUUAAAACCUGCACCUUUAGGUUAAGAGAGUAGAGCCUGGCGAGGUGGAAGGGGCUGGAGAAAGAUCUGUCAUGGGGAGGAAUAUUUUCUAUGCUUCAGUUUGUGUGUUUUCUUCUAAUUGUUUUAAUAAAUCUGUCUGUUGCCUUUCUUGCAGUCAUACAAA